This is a messenger RNA of Neoarthrinium moseri, 2394 nucleotides long. RefSeq lists its product as uncharacterized. Bases 1 to 2394 code for a protein of 797 amino acids. The record is from RefSeq and is a predicted model, not a curated record. The transcript has 5 exons. Gene Ontology annotation, molecular function: protein binding. NCBI's taxonomy places the organism in Eukaryota, Fungi, Ascomycota, Sordariomycetes, Amphisphaeriales, Apiosporaceae.
AUGUGCUCGUGGCAGAAUCCUCGAGCUGCACAUAUUCGAGAUACUGUAUGGAUAGAUGGAGGAUACCUAUGGUGGACGCCAGGAUUAGCCGAUGGAUCACUCGCCCCGGCGGAACUUGACCUUAACCCCUUAGGCUCAAUCUAUCAACUGAACUUCAGCAGGCCUUUCAACACUUCCGCAAAUAUCAGCGAGAUCCUUACCACCGUACCAAAAGGUUCGAUUGGGAACAGUCUUAACAAUUUGGCACCGAACUAUUUCGACGGUGCCAUGCUUGCUAAUGAUAAUGAAUUUUUUCUCUACGGCGGUCUAUUGACUUAUACCGAUACAUUUGCUGCGCCAGACGCGGAGAACGUAAUUGGUUAUCAGCAAUACCAAUAUGGAGCGCCGAAGGAGAAGUUCAACCAGGGUUUCCUUUUCAAGGAGUUACCUGAGGGCGACUUGACGCGGUAUCUAGCAUUUGGAGGGGCUGCCAACGCUCCAUCCGAGAACAAGGCCUAUUACUUUGGCGGGAUGCGCUCGCGCAGCUGGGGUCCCAUAUAUGUUCCCACAAUCAACGAUUCGCUGAACGCUCUCGAAACCUCUGAUACCUUGAUCACAUUGGAUAUGACUACACAGCAAGAGGAAACUUGGCAUAAUGAUACUCUGCCACCCGAUAUUAAAGGUCGUGGUGGCUCUUCUCUUGUAUGGGUACCGGUCGGUGAACAAGGCAUUCUCGUUGCGUUGGGUGGUGUGACGAAGCCAGACUUUACAAACGGAAACCUCACGUCUGAGAAUGAGGGACAAAGCAAAAACGAUAGCCCUGCCUUCAUGUCAACUAUAGACAUCUUCGAUAUAGCCAGCAAAAAAUGGUAUAAGCAGGACACCAUUGGAGGGCCCGGCCAGCUGGCGCUUGGUUGUGCUGUGGUAUCGGUCGCCAAAGAUUUGUCAAGUUACAGCAUCUACUAUUAUGGUGGCUACGAUGGACUGCAUAUGGACCAGCCGUUCAACGAUGAUGUGUGGAUUCUCUCUCUCCCAUCAUUCAUGUGGAUGAAGGUCUCAUCUGGAAAACCCGACCAUGCGCGAGCUGGCCACCAGUGCUUCACACCGUAUCCGGACCAGAUGGUAGUUGUCGGCGGUUAUCCGUCGAACGAAGGCAGCGGCAGUCUCAAUUGUUUAGAGGACGGCGUCGUCCAGGUGUUCAACUUGACAGAGGGGAAAUGGCAGGAGUCAUACGACCCGGAGGUAUACGGCGAGUAUGGCGUCCCAGAAAUGAUCCAUCUCAUGAUUGGUGGUGACUACGCUGGGGGCGCUACAAUGACAGUGCCAACACCGACUGGAUGGGCAACGCCUGAAUUGUCCAAAGUGUUCCAGACGACUUAUGCGACUUCAAAGAUCACCACCUAUUAUCCUUACGCUCGAGACAACUCGAACGGGGACAGAACUAACAUGGGUAACUCUGCUGGGCUUCCCACAUGGGUCGCACCGGUUCUGGGUGUGGUUCUCGGCCUCGUGUUCAUCUCGGCCAUUGUGGUUGGCAUCUUGCUCUACCGACGGCGCAAGCUUCUGCGGCGCGGCGGAGUAAGUGAAGGCGGUACUGUCGAUGAAAACGGCAACCGUGUCCUGUCCUGGAUCCGCGGACAGGAUGGCAAUCACAAGGCCGGCACCGUCACGACCGAAGAGACACCCAACAAUAUUGACGACAUGGAAUCUCAGGCCGGCGGCCAGACACCUAACCUACACCACCAAGAGAUGGCUCAGGCAAGGUCGACAACAGUCCAACACCACGUGCAAGAAAUGCCCGAUACGCCACUCGUCGAGCUUAUGGACACUUCUCCACGGGUAGAACUAGGCGACACCGGGCUCACCCCUAUCGACAUCAUCAACAAGCACACCCACUUCGCCCCCCGCACGCCCCAUUCGGCCCGGAACCCCUCGUCGUUCGGCUCCAGCAGCUACGCCGUCUCGGGCGACCACGCCUCCGUGUCGACGAACUCGCAGGCCCGCGGCUUGGCGGGUACGCCGAGCCUGGACCCCGCGCGGCCGGACUCGCCGGCGCUGGGCACCGUCACAGGCCCGGCGGCGACGAGCACCCCGGAGCCCGAGGCCGGCCGCGUGGUCUCGGAUCUCAGCAGCGUGAGCCAGCGGGAGCAGGCGCACUUGCGCAACAUCAGCGAUGUUACCGUAAGCUCGGCGGCGGGCACGGCGCCGCCCACCCCUGUGAUCGGCAGCGCAGUGCCGGGGUCGCCGCCGCCGCCCGUCAGCCCGCCCACAGCUGAGGGCAGGGAGCAGCAGACGGACUACUUCCAGCCCAUGGACCGGGCCGUGGGGGGAAACGCGCCGUCGAGUCCGCUGGCACGGCCGAGCGUCUUCCGGGAGAGUAAAACCGACCUCGAGGAUGGCAGUGGGAAGCGGUGA